Messenger RNA from Hylaeus volcanicus, 4637 nucleotides. It is a transcript of the gene Vang, whose product is annotated as vang-like protein 2. NCBI's taxonomy places the organism in Eukaryota, Metazoa, Arthropoda, Insecta, Hymenoptera, Colletidae. Bases 537 to 2255 code for a protein of 572 amino acids. Gene Ontology annotation, cellular component: plasma membrane. The transcript has 4 exons. The record is from RefSeq and is a predicted model, not a curated record. Gene Ontology annotation, biological process: multicellular organism development; establishment of planar polarity; Wnt signaling pathway, planar cell polarity pathway.
UAAACAUAGAAAAUUUCUAUACGCUAAUUUACAAUUAAACACAGAUGUACAACGACUAAGUUCGUAUCUUUUAUACGACACGUAUGAGCAUUUUUUGAAAAAUUUGAGCAUUUACGCAUUACGCAAACAUCCCUAGGAAUUCAUAUGUUCUUUCCCUAACAAUUAUUUCGGAAUGUGGUAACAGGCAAAGGGGGUGGGAAUAAUAAACGUUAGGCGUGUCGGCGUCUGUUUUUUAAUACAUUAAUAGAAGAUCGCAUUGAAAAACGCAUCUUUGUCAUAAUAUUUAUUUUACGGAUGGUACGAGGUCGAUUACACGAGAAACUCACUGCCAAUUUUAAGAUGUCGGAAGUGCAAAAAAUAUUAUGCACGGAGAAUGCCCUUAAGAUUCUCUAUCCAUAGCGUACUGUUUUAUUAUUCGACAGUUUCGAUUUUACUAUUGUGAUAUAGUACUGCGUAUAUGUGGCUGGCGUUUGGUUACGAGUGGAAGAGGGUAUGUUCUUAUGGGGUAGCAGGAAGGCGGUAGCCUUUGCCGGGGAAUGGAGACGGAGAGCGUAAAGUCGGGGGCUAGUGAGCAUAGCCAUAGCCAUCAUAGCAGGACAUCCCAAAAACACCAUCGAACUCACAGUUCCAAAUCCCAUCAUAGACAGCACUCGCAUCGAAGUACCCGGACCAGUCGUAGUCAAAGGAAAGAGAGACAUAAUUUAGAUUCUAGCGAAAUGGCUCCCUUUCAAACAACUGUUAAUGUAAGAGGCGAUAGUGUUGACAAUUUGGGUCAAGAAGUUAUCGAAGUACAGAUUCUGCCACAAGAUGAAAAUUGGGGUGAGAACACCACAGCUAUUACUGGAAAUACUUCCGAUAGAUCAGAAUCAACUGAAGAUGUGAGCCAUUGGCCAAAUGAAAACGAUGGAUCGUUUAGUUCCUGUAAUCGGUUCGUGGGUCCUGUUAUAGCAAUGAUAAUCGGACUUAGCGCCUUUCUUAGUCCUAUAGCUAUGGUCAUACUGCCUAAAUUAGGGUUUUUUCCUGACUCUAUAACAGUCUUGACAAUGCAACAGAAACUACAGUUGUUAUCGUGUAAUGCAGAGUGUAAAGGCCAAUUACUAGGUUUAGCCUUUAAGCUGGUGCUACUAGGUGUCGGGAGUUGGGCUGUAUUUUUACGCUCACGAAAUGCUACUAUGCCUCGUAUAUUUUUAUUCAGAACUGGAGUGUUACUUCUUACUACGCUGUGCAUUUGUACUUAUUGGCUAUUCUAUGUUGUUCAGGUCACAGAGAGUGCUAAGACUGCUGCUAAUGGUGAAAUAACAGAGUACAAAAAUUUAGUAAAUUAUGCUGGAACUCUUGCAGAUACUCUAUUAUUCAUACAUUAUAUUGCUAUAUUGCUCAUUGAAAUACGUCAUCAGCAGCCUGUGUUUUAUCUUAAAGUUGUAAGAUCACCAGAUGGCGAAUCGCGAUCUUACGCAAUUGGGCAAUUAUCGAUACAGCGGGCAGCUGUAUGGGUUUUAGAAAGGUAUUACACAGAAUUUCCUAUCUAUAACCCAUAUUUAGAAAGACUGCCUGUGUCAAAGUCUGGUAGAAAACAAUCGAGCUUCAAAUUUUAUGAAGUCGAUGGAGGAGUAACAAGUGGUGUUCAAUCGCGAGGAGGUAGCGGUGACAGAGCAGUCAUAACUACUCAAACCCGUCGCAGGGACUCUAGCCACAAUGAACGGUUUUACGAAGAACAUGAUUAUGAACGUAGAGUAAGAAAGCGUAGAGCAAGAUUAAUCACUGCCGCCGAGGAAGCAUUUGCACAUAUUAAACGUUUACAUUCAGAGGUGGAUUCAACUCCAAAUCCUGGUCCCAUGGAUCCUAUGGAAGCUGCGCAAGCAGUAUUUCCAUCAAUGGCAAGAGCCUUACAAAAAUAUUUGAGAGUGACGCGACAACAACCGCGUCAUUCUGUUGAAUCUAUUUUAAAUCGGCUUGCACGGUGUUUGGCACAAGACGCGGCACCGCGUGCAUUUUUGGAACCUUUUUUUGUAACCAGUCCUGUUCUUUCGAAUGAGAAGGAAAGACAGAAACGCUCGCAUCAUUGGGCCUUAGUCUGCGAGGGAGAGUUACCUUCACGAUCUCUUGCUAAUGGCUGCGAAUUUCAAUUAAGACAAGGUGAAGUAGCUCUUUUAUGUACAGCAUAUCACUUACCACACUUUCAUCUCACGGAACAGCUUGCACAUCCGAAAUCCAAUAAAUUCCUAUUAAGAUUAAAUUCUGAGACAUCGGUCUAAUAAUGCUUUAAAAUUUCUAAAAUGUUUUGAGAUAAUCUGCAGUUAGAAAUUUGUAUUUUUUAAUGGAUAUAAAAAUUCAUUAUAAACGAGUAGAUUUUUACUGUAUAUAUUUAAAAGAACUCCACAGUAAUAAAUUUGUAAGUAUUGUGAAUUGAAUAUAAUUAUAGCAAGCAAAUACAAAUGCAGCAUAGUUUUUUAGAGUAUAUUUUCAGAUGAAUAGAAAUUUUGCAAACGGCAAAAUAGUUUUCUAUGCGCUACCAUAAAAAAUGUUCACAUUAAUGAAAUUAUUUAUAGCCUUUCUUCACUACGAAUAAUUGAAGGAUAAAGAAACAAUGUAAGUUUUGCAUUUGUAAUUUUAGAUAAAACAUUCAAUUCUUCAUAUCAUGAACUCAUAUAUAUUUAUUUAUUUCAUUAUUUUGCAUAUCAUUUAUAAAGAAUAAAAAUAAGCUUAUUGUAUUUCAUAUAAAUUUUGCAUAAAAUAAUCAAAACGUGUUAGCUAGUUUCUGGUAAACCUAUAAUUGGGAGCAUUUUAUUAUUUUCGAAUUUUAUGUGGAAUAUUUUUGUUUCGAUUAAAAACAUACGAAAUCACAAAUAUUAUUGGAAUAAUUGAACAAAUACAUGAAAUUACAGUUGGAACAAUAGUAUAGUGAAACUAUAAACAGUAACAGUAAAUAUACAUCACAAGAUAUUCUUUUUAUUUAUUUAAUUGUGAAAGAAAAACGUCAAAGCGAAAUAUUCUAAAUAGGAAGAAAUAUACAUUCCUGCAGUAUAUUUAUAUAAUGUUCUGUUUAUGAAUAUAAUUAUGCAUUAAUAUUUACUGCAGAUAAGACACGAUAUCUGUAUUAUUAUAUACAGUCCAAUGAUUCAAAGUUUCUUCCAUGACAUCUCAUUAAGGUUCUUUUUUAAAUAUAAUAUUAUGUAAUUAAUGUUUUGUAUAAUUUAUAAAUUUGGUUACUUUUAUAUUAUUUUUAGAAAUUAAUAACUUUACAAUUGUUAAGUAAGUAUCUCAAGUACUUAAGGAAUGCCUGUUAGCUUUAAAAUAUAUUAAUAGCUCUCAGUUGUGAUAAACAAAUAAGAUUUUGAAUACUUGUUUACACAAGUUUACAAUUCUCUUAUAAUUCUCAACUACAUGAAUAACAAAACAUGAAAUUUACUGUAAUAGACUAUGUUGAUCAUGGCAUAAUUUCCUUUUUCUUAAACAAUAUCCAAAAAUAUCUUAAUAUUGUGUACAAUUGUUGCAACAAAUAUUGAAGGAAUCUUUUAAUUUUGGCUAAAUUUGUUUUAGUUCAUUAUUUUAAUACUUCAAUAUUUUCCUGUUGUGUCUAGAUAUUAAUUUGCUCAUAUCCAUCAUUAGAAACCGCACAAUAGUCAAUGUAUGUAUGUACUUUUUAAAAGUAUUUGAAUGUUUUACAUUGUUCACACAUAAUUUUAUAUAUUCAAUGAUAUUGACUGUGCUGAUUGUGAUUGUGGUUAUAAUCAUGAUCAACUUGACUACUGAUAUUAUGUUAAUUUUACUGUAUGUCUUUUGUAUUAAAUUGUUAUUAUUUUACAACAUGUCAUUUUACAAGGCUGAUAGUAUGUUACUGUAUUUGUGACUGGGUUUGCUUUUGAGAUAAAUGUACAGUGAACAUUAAAAAUAUUGUCUGAUAUAUAUAUAUAUAUAUUAUCACAAAUGUACAAUGAGGCAAUUAGUGGAACAGUAAACUUGUUAUGCUAAAAAAUUUUAGUGCGCUAAUGCUCAUCUUCCGCAUUCCUGUUCAUUACUUCAAUUUGGAUAAAAAAAAAAUGAAGUAAUUUAAUAUGACAAGUGCAAAUUCAUACAUGCCUAAGAAGUAUUUAACAUAUCACAAUUUAGUAAUAUAAAAUGUAUAUUGCUUGCCUCUGCUCAUAAAUUAUAUUAUUUAAGAUUGUAUUGAGUUAAGCAUACUUAAAUAUGUCAGAUGAUAUAAACAGUGUGUCGAAAGAAUUUUACAUUCUUACGAACAUGGAAUGUUACUGUUGUGAGUAGCUUUAUUUACAAACUUUUUAAUUAUCUGUGAGCAUAAUGAAUGUAUUAAUUGGUAAACAAAACAUACAUUUAAUGUAUAAAUAUUAAUUUUCUGGUAUAAUUCUUUUGGAUAUGGUGUAUUGUAUUCUUUAUAUUCUAUGUAGAAUAUAAUAUGUUAACGGCUUAAUUUUAUAAGUUAUUACCGUACUUUGUAAAGAAUCAUACGCACAAAAUAGAAUUCUAAUUAUAUAAAAUGAAACGUAAAGAAUAAAGAAAUAAAAUUGUUAUUUAUACAUCUCAAAUUGCUUUACAAAAAAGUAUUCGAGUGUAAGGUGUGUGUUUAUAAUAAUAUAUGAAAUAUAAGAAACAAAUGAACAUUUCUGUCUACAUUUUAU